GUCGUUGAUCUGAACUCAUUAACAAAUCAUGGAAGUGCUAACCCUCGUAGCCGCUCUGCUUGCUUUGAGCAUCACCCCUUACGCCCACUCCGUGAAGCUCUUGUACGCCAACCGACAUGACAUAAGGAUUAUUUCAACAAAUCAAAGUGACCAAAAGGAAACUACGAUCGUGGACACCCUUGAGGAUGCUAUUGCGUUGGACUUUGACUAUACGGAAGGAUUGGUAUUUUGGGCCGACGUUGGUCAGCAGAAAAUCGAACGCGUUCGUAUUUCACAAGAGAAGAGUGGGGAAAUCGAAGAUGUCAUUUCGUUUGGGUUAAAGAAGCCUGAGGGUUUAGCCGUAGAUUGGGUAGGAAAAAAGUUGUAUUGGACCGAUUGUAGCGAUUCUGACUGGGAAACGAACAGAAUCGAAGUUGCAAAUUUCAAUGGAUCAGAUCGCAAAGUUCUUUUUUGGAAAGACUUGGAUUUCCCCAGGGCUAUUGCCGUGGAUCCAUUAAAAGGGUAUAUGUUUUGGACAGACUGGGGAGAGAACCCCAAAAUAGAGCGAGCUGAAAUGGACGGCUCCAAUCGUCGAGUCAUCAUUGAAAAAGACGUUCAUUGGCCAAAUGGGUUAGCAAUAGACUACAAAGCUGAGAAAAUAUACUGGGUGGAUGCAAAGUUGUUUCACAUAGCGGCUGCCAACUAUGAUGGUACAAAACGUAAGAACAUGUUCAAGUCUUCAACCCAAUGCACACUGGCUCAUCCAUUUGCUAUGACACUGUACGAGAACAAAAUUUUCUGGACAGAUUGGACAACUAAAGGGAUACACUGUACGAACAAGAGCUCUCUCGAAUGUCGAGAAAUCUGGACCACUAGCUAUUCGCCCAUGGAUAUUCGUACAUACGAGCCACAAAGACAGAGGCAAAAGCCAGGUCAAAAUCCUUGCAACUCCCCCACCAAUGGAGGAUGCAGUCAUUUGUGUUUGUUGAAUGCUCGAGGUCAUUCCUGCGCAUGCCCAACUGGAGUGAAACUGUUGCCAAAUGGUAAAACUUGUGCGAAAGGUCCUGCUAAUUUCCUAUUGGUGGCAAGAAAAGUGGACUUGCGCCGUAUAUCACUCGACACGCAUGAUCUACAUGAUGUACUUUUGCCAGUUUCCGGUGUGAGACAAGCUGCGGCCAUUGAUUUCGAUCCAGUGGACAAAUUUGUUUAUUGGAGUGAUAAUGAAGCGCUUGAAAUAAAGAGAUGCAGAAUGGAUGGGAAAGAUGUUGAAGUAAUAGUAUCAAGUAAACUUGAAUAUCCCCAAGAUGUUGCAGUCGACUGGGUGGCGCGGAAUUUGUACUGGUCAGACACAGGAAAUGAUAGAAUUGAAGUCAGCAGACUGAAUGGGUCAGCUAGGAAAGUUCUCAUCGAUGACAAUCUUGACGAGCCAAGAGCAUUAGCAUUGGAUCCAGCUCAUGGAUACAUCUUCUGGACAGACUGGGGAAAGAAGCCGAAGAUUGAACGCGCAGGACUGGAUGGGAGUCGUCGCAUUACUUUGGUGAACUCAUCUAUAGGUUGGCCCAAUGGUAUCACCAUUGAUUACCGUCGGGGUAAAAUCUACUGGGCAGACGCUAAGUUAGACAAGAUAGAGGUCAUGAACUUAAAUGGGAAAAACCGUAAAGUCAUCGUGGAUACAGAUGUACCACACGUUUUUGGUCUGACAAUUCUCCAUAAUCGUCUUUACUGGACAGAUUGGCAAAAAAGAUCAAUUGAAAGUGUGAAUAAACGAAACGGCAGAGGCAGAAGAGUUAUCAGAAAAGGUGUAACCAGUCUAAUGGGACUCAAGGCAGUCGACCUUCACUUCCGUUAUGGUGUUAAUCCUUGCCAGAGAAAUAAUGGGGGCUGUAGUGAUUUAUGUUUGUUCGGACCGUCAGGAGUUAAAUGUGAAUGUCCAACGGGAAUGAAACUACUUGUUGACAAAAAGAAUUGUAUUUGAGUUAAUUGACUGCUUGACAAUGAUGUUGGAGAACAAACGAUUAAAGAUAAGAAGACGAAAGAACCAUUUAAAAUAUAUACUGCCAGAUAAAUGUAGAACUAAUUCGUAUAGUCUCACCUAUAAAAACUAGGUUACACAUUCAAAUAAAAGUGAAAUAUUAGAGGUACGUAAUUUAGCGGAUAUGCAUAUGUAAUACCAAAGCAUUGAUAUCUGAGUGAUACUUGGUCGUGUUAAGAGGCUUUCACAACUUUUAAUCACCUUAUCGCAGUUAUUAUAUUUUUUUUCCGAUGACAAUUUUCACUUAUUCCUUAAACUUCCAUAAGGGAUCAUGACAGAAUUUCUCCUUACAAUAUCAGUGCAACAUCGAGCAGACAAGUGAUGAGAAUAAAGAAAAAUAUGAGUUAGUGGAUUAUUAGUUUAACCUAUACCAAAUUCUCCGAACUAACAUUAUGAGAAUUGUAUGGCAGACAGUAAGGAGAAUUUCAGUUGAGAUCUUGGGAAUGAAAGGGUUAAGAAUUUUCUUUUGGGACAGUCAAUGGAUAAGUUUAGGUACUUAUUCCCUAAAACAACUCUUUUGAACAAUGACGUUCUGAUGAGUAAAGAAGAGAAAUUGUCAAUAAGUAAAAUUGCUUAACUAAAUUGUAAGUGACGGUAUAUUUUAUAUGGCGCAAUUCACACGAUGCGCCAGAAAGCAGUCAGAAAUAAAAAAAGAAAGAGAUAGUUUAAACUUUA
This is a messenger RNA of Pocillopora damicornis (cauliflower coral), 2686 nucleotides long. Its product is annotated as low-density lipoprotein receptor-related protein 6. The record is from RefSeq and is a predicted model, not a curated record. Lineage: Eukaryota; Metazoa; Cnidaria; Anthozoa; Scleractinia; Pocilloporidae.